Messenger RNA from Orbilia oligospora ATCC 24927, 897 nucleotides. RefSeq lists its product as uncharacterized. Gene Ontology annotation, molecular function: phosphoprotein phosphatase activity. Gene Ontology annotation, biological process: dephosphorylation. The record is from RefSeq and is a predicted model, not a curated record. Bases 1 to 897 code for a protein of 298 amino acids. The transcript is spliced from 3 exons. Lineage: Eukaryota; Fungi; Ascomycota; Orbiliomycetes; Orbiliales; Orbiliaceae.
AUGGUCGAUAAGGACGUCGUAGAUAGUACCCGAAAAGGUCCUCAGAGUCUUGGGUUAACGGCGGUUCAUAAUUGUCGUGAUGUCGGUGCUACCAUCAACCAUUAUUAUGGGAAAAAGAUCAUGAAAGAAGGCCUCCUCUUCCGCUCCGGACGUUUAGACCAUGCAACCCCAGGAGAUAUGGAAAUCCUCACUCUCAAAACCCAACUAACCUCCAUCCUCGACCUCCGCACAAAAACUGAACGGGACCGUGUCCCCACCAAGAAUCCUAACCAGAACCCCGUCGCCACUGUUUCCGGCGCCAAAAUCUAUCACAUCCCUUAUUUGAGUGAUCAGUACACAAAAAAGGCGUUAUUGAGUCGACUUCCUUGGUACCGACUCAUCCAGGUCCUCUUCUGUCAUUUCCUAGGCCUCAAAACGACCGUCGUACGGCUUAUAUCUACCCUUGUUAUCGUCCCUCUAGGGUUGAAGGGUAUAGCCUACGAAUGUCUCCGGUGGCUAAAACCAGAGAUCAAAGAGACUUUCACAAUAUUAUCCAAAGAAUCGAGUUAUCCUGCGUUGAUCCACUGCACCCAGGGCAAAGACAGGACAGGACUAGCAACUCUCCUGGUUCUUCUGGCUAUCCUCGGCGAAGGAGACGAAGAAAUCAAAGCUAUUGAUCAUGAUUAUAUGUUAUCAAAUGACGGACUUAAACCGGUCCGCGAAGAAAUGUUAGCAGAGAUGAUACCGUUAGGAUAUUCCGAAGAAUCCGGGUUCGCUGAUGCAGAGGAAGGAUGGGUUGAAACCGUGGUUGGGUACAUCGAAGAUGAAGGCGGGAUCGAGAAAUAUCUUACAAAUGCUCAGAUCACCGCAGAGGAAAUCAGAAGUAUACGAGAAUGUCUACUCGUGAACCCUUCGUGA